Vespula vulgaris is the source of this 1906-nucleotide messenger RNA. RefSeq names its product ribonuclease P protein subunit p21 (gene Rpp21). The record is from RefSeq and is a predicted model, not a curated record. Gene Ontology annotation, biological process: tRNA processing. The transcript is spliced from 4 exons. The coding region runs from base 224 to 700 and encodes 158 amino acids. Gene Ontology annotation, cellular component: nucleolar ribonuclease P complex. Lineage: Eukaryota; Metazoa; Arthropoda; Insecta; Hymenoptera; Vespidae.
AAGAUAGUAAUUUUUUAUUAUCAAAUGUUUCUAUAUAUUUUAAUAUUUGCUAAAUUAAUUAAUAAAUAAAACAUUUACUAGUGCAAAAUUUAGUUGUAUAAUUUAUUUAAAAAAGAACCUCUUAUAUGUGUAUGUAGAAUGACCUAAGUGUAUUGUGGUUAGAAUUGUUAUUAGAAUAUAUUAUAAAAAGUGUAAUUUUAGUAACUCUUUUUUUUUAUAAAUAAUGGAAAAAGAAGCAAAAGCUUGUCAAGGAAAGGAUGUUUUUGAGAGAAUGAAUUAUUUAUAUCAGGCUAGUCAUUUAAUAGCAUUAAAAAAUAGAGUUGCAGCUUCUUAUUACGGAAAUACAAUGAUGGGUUGUGCCAAGAAAGCUGUACUACGCAUAGAACCAAAUAUAAAAAGAACGAUAUGUAAACGAUGUCAAUCUCCUUUAAUACCUGGAGAAACAGCUAGAGUAAGAUUAUGUUCUAAACAUAUUAAAGGAGUCAAAUGGACAUGUUUAAUCUGUUUGAAUAGUAAAAAAUAUCCUACUAAAAAAGGAUACAAGUUAUGGAUAGAUCAGCCGGAAGCAAUAGUUGAAACUCUUCAUUAUGUUCCUAAACAAAAAUCUAUUGACUGUGAUAAGAACAAAAUAGAUGAUAAUAAAACUGAACCAUCUGAUAAUACGAAUAUAGAAAAAAAAUCAGAACAUAAUCUUGAUUGAGACAAUUUCAUGUGUUGCAUAGUAAAUUUGAUGUACGAAUAUUUUUUAUUAAUCACUUACAUAAAAUAUGUUACAAUAUUACAAUAAAUUUGUAAUUAAUAAACAGACACUUUUGCUAACUGGAAUAUUUAUAACCAUCUAGUAAUAUCAUAAUGCUGAUAAUAGUUUUACAUAUUCAUAGAAAUAACUCGAUCGAAGUUAAGUUACUGUUUUCAGAGUACAAGAUAUAUUUUAUGGUGACCAUUGAUUGCAGUGAAAUCCAAAGAUAACUGCAUUUUUUUAAUCAUUGAGGACGGUUUUGAAUGAACGUUUGAGAGAUGAUAUUAUAAAUGUCAUGAGUACAAUGAAUUUUUUUUAUUAAGUUUGAUUCUACUGAAAUUCACUGCAAGCAAUAUCACGUACCUAACUCAUACAACUAUAUCCGCCCAUAUCCAGUAACUUCCAUAACAUUAUAUAUGGUACCUAAAACAAAUCAGCACGCACGAACUCGAGCAGAAUCAAAUCACAGAUUAAUCAGACAAUAUCAGUCAUUUAAUAUCAACUUAAAUAACUUAUCUAGAUUAGAUGAUAUGAGCUUAGGGCCAUCUACAAACAUAUAAGAGAUUUGUAGGUAAGUAUUUUUAGUAUAUAAUAAUACUAAUUAUAUAAAAUGAAUAUACAAUGAAAAUCUUUCAUUUUGAUAAUGUUCCUGAACUUUUGUUAAAUCAUGAAAAGGUGAAACUUAUGGCAUUUAACUAACGACACCUUUCCUAAAAUAACUACAUUAUAAAUCGAUAUAAAUAUUAAAGUAAUUAAAAAAGUAGUAAUAGUAAAUAAUAAGAACUGGGCUGGACGGAAUCUACACAUUCAUUUAUAUACAUAUAUCUGUCGUGCCAAGCUUCGGUCUUCUAUCUAUUUCCCUUAAUAUUUUCAUUUAGUAUCUAUGAGCUAGUAUUUUUGAUUUCCCUAACACUAAAUCUAACGAUAAAUUAUAGAUAGGACUCCAGGUUGGCAACGCACACAUAUAUACAUGCACACACCGGCUACAGGAUAUAUUUUUCUCCAAUAAUAUAUUGACUAUCAUUCGUCGUUGUCCUUCACCCCAUCAAAAUUUUACGUCGUGUCAUGGAAUGGCUCAAAUUGAAAUAGAACAAAGUAUAUUUCAUAAUCGUAAUGGAUCAUUCAUAUUUGGAUAAAAACAGAAAAAAAAGAAAAGAAAAAAAAUUU